ACCCGAAUAUUUGACUGGUUAUUUUGUUCAUUUUUAUGCCCUUUUCGGAACCAUUUGUGCUAUGUCAACUUUUCCCUUUCAUACAAAAGCUAAUAAGCAUUGCCACGGCUUUAUGCUUCUCAUAACUUCUCCAAAAGCAUCUAAAAGCACCAAAGCUUAUUAUCAGGUUUGCUCUGUAAAGGAAUGUUAUAGGUUUUCAAUAUAAACAUUCACAAUGGAGAAUUCUGAAGGAACAAAAACCUUUAAUGCACCAAUUCCAGAAGGAUUAGAUAUCAAUGAUUAUUUAUCAUCAUUUGAGAAAAGCUAUGGUGCAUAUGGGGUUGUGGUUGCUGCUAUUGUUGCCAUGAUAAUACCUGUAUUGCUUUCCUUUCUUUUCAUGGCAAAGAAAAAGGGGAAAAAAAGAGGAGUUCCAGUUGAAGUGGGUAGUGAAGCAGGUUAUGCCGUGCGUAAUGCUCGAAUAACUGAGUUGGUUCAGGUUCCUUGGGAAGGGGCCACCACAAUGGCUGCUCUUUUUGAACAAUGCUGUAAAAAGUAUUCGCGAGAUCGAUUUAUUGGAACUAGAAAACUAAUUAAGAAGGACUUUGUUACUGCUAGUGAUGGCAGGAAAUUCGAGAAGCUACACCUAGGGGAUUAUGAAUGGCAAACAUAUGGACAGGUUUAUCGUCGUGUUUGCAACUUUGCAUCUGGGCUUGUUAAUUUUGGUCAUAAUGUUGAUACUCGUGCCGCAAUUUUUUCUGAAACUCGAGCCGAGUGGCAAAUUACCUUUCAGGGAUGCCUUAGGCAAAAUAUAACAGUUGUCACUAUUUAUGCUUCUCUAGGUGAGGAUGCCCUGAUUCACUCUCUCAAUGAGACCCAGGUAUCAACCUUGAUCUGUGAUUCCAAGCAGUUAAAAAAGUUGGCUGCAAUAAGCUCAAGCCUGAAAACAAUCACAAAUAUCAUUUACUUUGAAGAAGAUGAGACUGCAAAUGUUUCCGACUUAUCUGGAAGUAUGAGUGACUGGAAAGUUUCUUCUUUUCUUGAAGUUGAGAAACUUGGAGAAAGAGCACCCGUUCCACCUAGUCUACCCUCCAAGGAUGGUGUAGCAGUUAUAAUGUAUACGAGUGGUAGCACAGGUCUGCCUAAGGGAGUCAUGAUAACUCAUGGCAACAUUGUAGCCACUGCUGCAGCAGUUAUGACUGUGAUCCCAAGACUGGGAAGGAAUGAUGUAUACUUGGCAUAUUUGCCCUUAGCUCAUGUUUUUGAACUGGCAGCUGAGUCGGUGAUGCUAUGCGCAGGCUGUGCAAUUGGCUAUGGUUCACCUUUGACACUAACAGAUACUUCUAAUAAAAUCAUGAAAGGGACCAAGGGAGAUGCUUCUGUAUUGAAACCCACUCUCAUGACAGCUGUUCCAACUAUAUUAGAUCGUGUUCGAGAAGGAGUUCUGAAAAAGGUUGAGGAGAAGGGAGGAUUAGCAAAGAAAUUUUUUGAUAUUGCUUACAAACGCCGACUGGCAGCUAUAGAAGGAAGCUGGUUUGGUGCUUGGGGACUGGAGAGAUGGUUGUGGGAUGUUAUUGUUUUUGAAAGGAUACGUGUUGUACUUGGAGGUCACAUCCGAUUUAUGCUCUGUGGUGGGGCUCCUUUAUCUGGGAAUUCCCAACGCUUCAUCAACGUUUGCAUGGGGGCUCCCAUAGGUCAAGGAUAUGGCUUGACAGAAACAUGUGCUGGAGCCGCUUUUUCUGAGUGGGAUGACACAAGUGUGGGUCGAGUUGGGCCACCUCUUCCUUGUUGUUACCUUAAGCUUGUCUCUUGGGAAGAAGGUGGGUAUACAACAUCUGACAAACCGAUGCCUCGAGGAGAGGUUGUUGUUGGGGGAUUUAGUGUAACUACUGGCUAUUUCAAUAAUCCCGGGAAAACUAAUGAGGUGUACAAGGUUGAUGAGAGGGGGAUACGCUGGUUUUACACUGGAGACAUUGGACGAAUUCAUCCAGAUGGAUGCAUUGAGAUUAUUGAUAGGAAGAAGGAUAUUGUCAAACUUCAACAUGGAGAGUAUAUAUCUCUUGGAAAGGUUGAGGCAGCACUGAUGUCGAGUAACUUUGUUGACAAUAUAAUGGUAUACGCUGAUCCAUUUCACAACUAUUGUGUAGCUUUGAUUGUUCCUUCGCAUCAGGUUCUUGAGAAGUGGGCCCAAGAAGCUGGCAUAAAGUACAAAGAUUUUCCAGAGCUGUGCAGCAAAGCUGAAACUAUAAGCGAGGUCCAACGGUCUCUUUCCAAGGUGGCAAAGGAUGCGAAACUGGACAAAUUUGAAACACCUGCAAAGAUUAAAUUGCUACCAGAUCCAUGGACGCCUGAGUCCGGAUUAGUCACUGCAGCUCUCAAAAUAAAGAGGGAACAGCUGAAGGCCAAGUUCAAAGACGAACUCCAAAAGUUGUACGAGUAAAAGGUAUUUCACAAUGAUGUGUUCUUUUCUUUAUGAAAUCUGUAGUCUGCUACUCUUUUAAGUUUCUGUAUUUUUCAACAAAACAAGAUUUAAGUGUUGACCUGGUUGUCAAAGAAAAUCUGCCUAGAAUUCAUAAACUCUUCCUCAAAGAAGCUUUAAGUGUUGAUGGUGUUCUUUUGCAUCUGCAAGAAGAAUAAACUCUUUCUCAUGUGACUCUGAUUACAUUUCUCAGCUGGAUGCUUGUAUCCAUUAUCUGAUUCAAUCUUCUUGUUGGAACCAUGAGUUUUCUCCUUUCUGUGGUCAGUAUAUGUUCAGCAGAAGGAAAGAGCUGAAAUUCAUUCUCCUUUUGCUCGGAUGUAGUUGAGCUGACUGUAACAGGCAAUUCUGACAGUGAUGACCGUAAGACGAGACCUAGGAAAUGGCAACAAUGACUAGGGAUGAAGCCAAAAACCUGUCAUGCCUGCAAACAGGAAAAGUUUUUCCUAUAACAUAUGUAAUGCCAUUAAAGACUCCUAAGAGGUUUUGAAACUUGAAAGGAUUAACGUCACGAAUGAUUUU
Molecule: messenger RNA, 2974 nt
Organism: Durio zibethinus
Lineage: Eukaryota; Viridiplantae; Streptophyta; Magnoliopsida; Malvales; Malvaceae
Product: long chain acyl-CoA synthetase 8-like
Cellular component (GO): membrane; endoplasmic reticulum
Molecular function (GO): long-chain fatty acid-CoA ligase activity
Source: RefSeq, a predicted model, not a curated record